AUGUCUACAACAGAACCCACUACAACCCCAACUACUUCCACUAACCCACUACAACCCACUACAACUUCAGCUACUUCUACUACUACAUCUACAACAGAACCCACUACAACCCCAAUUACUUCUACGACAACAUCGACAACACAACCCAUUACAACCACAACAACUUCAACGACGUCUACAACACAACCCACUACAACCUCAUCUACUUCCACUGCAACAUCUACAACACAACCCAAUACAACCCCAACUGCUUUGAUGACAACAUCUACAACACAACCCACUAUAACCCCAACUUCUUCUACGACAACAUCGACAACACAACCCAUUACAACCACAACAACUUCAACGACAACGUCUACAACACAACCCACUACAACCCCAACUACUUCCACUGCAACAUCUACAACACAACCCAAUACAACCCCAACUACUUUGAUGACAUCUACAACAGAAAGCACUACAACUCCAACUUCUUCUACCACUACAUCGACAACACAAACCACUACAACCCCAACUACAUUAACUACGACAUCUACAACACAACCCACUACAACGUCAGCUACUUCUAUCACUACAUCUCCAACAGAACCCACUACAGCCCCAACAACUUCAACAACAACAUCGACAGCACAACCCAUUACAACCACAACAACUUCAACGACAACAUCUACAACACAACCCACUACAACCACAACUACUUUGACGAUAAUGUCUACAACAGAACCCACUACAACCCCAACUACUUCCACUUACAGCGUCAACUACUUCCGCUACAGCAUCCACAACAGGACCCACUACAAGCUCAACUGCCUCAACGACUACACCUACAUUUACAACUACUUCCACUGUAAUAUCUACAACACAACCCACUACAACCUCAACUACUACCACGACAGCAUCCACAACAGGACCCACUACAACCUCAACUACUACCACGACAGCAUCCACAACAGGACCCACUACAACCUCAACUGCCGCAACGACUACAGCUACAUCCACAACUACUUCUACUGUAACAUCAACAGCAGAACCCACUACAACCUCAAGUACUUCUACUACAACAUCUACAGCAGGACACACUACAACCCCGAAUACUUCCACAACAACAUCUACAGCACAACCCACUACAACCUCAACUACUACCACUACAGCAUCCACAACAGGACCCACUACAACCUCAACUGGCUCAACGACUACACCUACAUCGACAACUACUUCUACUACAACAUCUACAACAGGACCCACUGCAACCUCAACUACUACCACUACAGCAUCCACAACAGGACACACUACAACCUCAGCUACCUCUACAAUUACAUCUACAUCCACAACUAUUUCUACUACAACAUCUACAACAGGACCCACUGCAACCCCAACUACAUCCCCUACUGCAUCUGCAACAGAGCCCACUACAACCCCAAGUACUUCUACUACAACAUCUACAAUUCAACCCACUACAGCCUCAACUACUUCCCCUACAGCAUCUACAAUAGGGCCCACCACAACAUCAACUGCCUCAACGACUACACCUACAUCCACAACAACUUCUACUACUACUUCUACAACAGAACUCAUUACAGCCCCAAGUCCUUCUACUACAACAUCUACAACAGGACCCACUGCAACCCCAGCUACUUCUACUACUACUACAUCUACAACAGGACCCACUGCAACCCCAACUACUUCUACUACAACAUCUACAGCAGAACCCACUACAACAGCAAUGACCUCUACAACAACAUCUUCAACACAACCCACUACAACCUCAACUGCCUCAACGACUACACCUACAUCCACAACAACUUCUACUACAACAUCUACAACAGGACCCACUGCAACCCCAACUACUUCUACUACUACAUCUACAACAGGUCCCACUGCAACCCCAACUACUUCUACUACUACAUCUACAACAGGACCCACUGCAACCCCAAAUACUUCUACUACUACAUCUACCACAGAACCCAUUAAAACCUCAACUGCCUCCACGACUACACCUACAACCUCAGCUACUUCAACCACAACAUCUGCAACGGAACCCACUACAACCCCA
This is a messenger RNA of Scleropages formosus (Asian bonytongue), 2053 nucleotides long. RefSeq names its product DNA-directed RNA polymerase subunit beta''-like. Gene Ontology annotation, cellular component: nascent polypeptide-associated complex. Lineage: Eukaryota; Metazoa; Chordata; Actinopteri; Osteoglossiformes; Osteoglossidae. The record is from RefSeq and is a predicted model, not a curated record. The transcript is spliced from 5 exons. Bases 1 to 1971 code for a protein of 656 amino acids.